Camarhynchus parvulus is the source of this 2258-nucleotide messenger RNA. RefSeq names its product sialic acid acetylesterase (gene SIAE). The transcript has 9 exons. Gene Ontology annotation, biological process: carbohydrate metabolic process. NCBI's taxonomy places the organism in Eukaryota, Metazoa, Chordata, Aves, Passeriformes, Thraupidae. The coding region runs from base 105 to 1760 and encodes 551 amino acids. Gene Ontology annotation, molecular function: sialate O-acetylesterase activity. The record is from RefSeq and is a predicted model, not a curated record.
CGGGCCGGGGGCACCGGAGGGUACCGGGCGGUACCGGCCCGUACCGGCCCGUACCGGGGGGUACCGCGGGUCCCGGCGCCCUCGCAGUCCGUUGUGCCCCCAGGAUGGCGGCGUGGGCGCUGCUGGCGCUGCUGGCUCUGGCUCCGGCGGCCGCAGGGGGAAUGCUCAGCUUUGCCUCCUACUAUGGUGACCACAUGGUGCUGCAGCAGAAGCCAUCAGGGGCUGUGGUGUGGGGCCACGGGGAGCUCGGGGCUGUGGUGACCCUGACUCUCUCAGGUGCCAGUGGCCUCGUCAUCAUGGAGAAAACUGCGCAGGUUAAAGGACCUUCUGGGACUUGGACAACUGUCCUGGAGCCAAUGGACCGGGGCGGUCCCUAUGCACUGACAGCCGAGCAGGGCUUGGAGAACGUGACACUGCGGGACAUCUACUUUGGAGACGUGUGGCUUUGCAGUGGGCAGAGCAACAUGGCAAUGACAGUCCUGCAGGUGGCCAAUGCCAGCCAGGAGCUCGCCGCCGCCGCUCGCUAUCCCCACGUCCGUGUCUUUGCUGCGGCGCCUGCCCGCUCCAGCGUGGAGCUGGAGGACCUGGAGCAGAUUGAUUUGCCAUGGUCCAUUCCAACAGCUGAAAACCUGGGCCACGGGAAUUUCACCUACUUCUCGGCCGUGUGCUGGCUGUUGGGGCGCUCCCUGUAUGAGGCUCUGGGGACCCCCAUCGGGCUGGUGGAGGUGGCCUGGGGAGGGACCCCCAUCGAGGCCUGGUCCUCCCGCCGGGUUCUGAAGGCGUGUGGGCUCCCAGAGGACACGGGGAGCACCUCCCCAUAUCAGCAUCUCUCUGGCCCACAAACACCCUCGGUGCUCUGGAAUGCCAUGAUCCACCCACUGCUCAACAUGACCCUGCGGGGUGUCGCUUGGUACCAGGGUGAGGCCAAUACCCUCCUGAACACAGACCAGUACAACUGCACCUUCCCUGCACUCAUUGCUGACUGGCGCUGGGCGUUCCACACCGGAUCAGCCGGACAGACAGAGCCACAUCUCCCCUUUGGCUUUGUGCAGCUGUCCACCUACCGCCAUGAGAGUGCAGAUGACAGCUUUGCCCGGCUCCGCUGGCACCAAACAGCCGACCUGGGGGUUGUUCCCAAUGCCAGGAUGCCCAGCACCUUCAUGGCUGUAGCCAUGGAUCUGGGUGAUGAGCACUCUCCCUAUGGCAGUAUCCACCCCCGGGACAAGCAGAAUGUCGCUCACCGACUGCUGCUGGGUGCCAUGGCUGUGGCCUAUGGGGACAAGGACCUCGUGUUCCAGGGACCAUUUCCCACCCGGGCUGUCCUGGAGGUGACCAGGGGGCUGCUGAAUGUCACCUACAGCCAGGAGCUCAUGUGGCGGCAGAGGGAUGCACAGGCAUUUGAGGUGAGGAGUGGGGUAUCCUCUCCAAAGAGCUGCAGAAGGGAAGGCAGCACUGAUGGGAGUUUCUCCCCUCCCCAGGUGUGCUGCUCCAGCCAGACCUCCCCGUGCCAGUGGCUGGUGGCACCCGUGGUGGCAGUAGGGUCCCACACGGUGACGCUGGCCCUGAGUGGCUGCAGGACACUGGUGCUGGGCCUGCGCUAUGCCUGGGCUGAGUGGCCCUGUGAGUACCUGGCCUGCCCCCUCUACAACUCCCAGGGGCUGCCUGCACCCCCCUUCCUGCUGGACACCCUCCCUGCAGGGAACACUGCCGAAGGGAGGGAGCUGCUGCUCCUCCCCAGCUCUGGGUUGCCCCUAAAUUAGGGAGAUGAGUGAGCUCAGACCUCUGGCAAAGCACUCAUGGCUCCUGGCACUGUCCCUUCCCAAGCCAGGGAAUCAGAGACUUCAUUACUACCUUGUUAAUUAAACAAGUUUUCAGCUCCUCUGUGGACUCAAGCCAAGGCUACAGGGUGGGGGGAAGGGGGAAAAGCCAAUUUACAAUUAAAUAUAUGAAAAAUUAUGUAAGGAGAAGCAGCAGGACACACCAAUGGGAGCUGAACCCCUCACUGCUGCUCCCUUGCCCAUGGAGCUGGUCCUGCCCCCCAGACACCCCAUUUCUCUGGGCAUGGACUGCUGAUCCCCAGGGUAGGGUGCUCACAGGAUCCAGGGAUCAGCUUCCAGCUGCAGGGUGGAGAAGGGAAGAGAGGAGCUCUGCCAAAAAACCACAGCCAAAUACUAAGGCUGGGCUGGGACAGGGAGCUGUGGAGGACUGUGAGUGCCUUCCACCUCCCUCUCUUAAUAAAAAGUUAAUAAACCAACUCA